Molecule: messenger RNA, 1756 nt
Organism: Brienomyrus brachyistius
Lineage: Eukaryota; Metazoa; Chordata; Actinopteri; Osteoglossiformes; Mormyridae
Gene: spaca6
Product: sperm acrosome associated 6
Exons: 9
Coding region: 702-1718 (338 amino acids)
Biological process (GO): fusion of sperm to egg plasma membrane involved in single fertilization
Source: RefSeq, a predicted model, not a curated record
CAUCGCCUUCAGACUUACAGAAAUGAAUGGGAGAAAGACCCCAGUUGUACUAUGCUAGAGGCGCUGUUCUGCCCAGAGGUGGUUUUUACAAAUGUUCUGUAGGAAAAAGUUUCAUAGUACACUAUAAUAUGCACAGUCUAUGAUAGUAUGUGUUAUUGAAGCAAAUUUGUCAGAAUGGAUAUUGCGUGUGUACGAUCAUUUUUCUCAAAAUAUAAUUUUAAGCUCCUGGUAAGAUACUUCAACAAUUAAGAUCUGGCAACACUGCCUCAGCUGGCCGUGAGUCUGCAGCCGUAUAUUAUUGCAGUCGUGGGCACAUAUGUGGGGUCUCGGAACGGGAAGGGGCCCAGACACUUGGGAAACCGAAGAAUCAAUCUGCAGAUUACCGUGACUAGAGGGUAAAAAUUACAGUGUGGGAAAGGUAGCGGGUGAAAUAUGCCGUGUCUAGAGGGCAAAAAAACACCUUGUCGAUAAGUAUUCUGUCACGCGUCUUUUGCCCAACAGCCUUCAUUAUUGAAUAAUAACCGCGUCAUAUGAAUCCGAAGUGCCAAAAUAACGUCGAUCGGGUCUGAAGUAUACGGCUAGUUGUAGAUAUGCAUGCUGGACCUUUCUUUCCCCGACCACUGUGAUGAUCAUACAUCCCAUCUGAGCGUUAUUCUGCCGAACUGCCGAUCUGUAAUGCCGAGAUAGUUCACAUUAUUCAGAUGGGGAAAGUGAUUGUAUGGGGGCUGGUUCUCUAUGCCGUUGUGGAUUCAGUUCUCAGUUGUUUCCAGUGCUUCGUAGAUGCUGAUGAGACUAGUCGACUAUGCAAAGGUUACAUUCUUUCUGGAUAUGACAUAGUAAAUUUGGACCAUUGUUUCAAUGCCAUCUACCGAAUUUUCAACAAUACGAAAGUCAUUCAAGCCGCGCAUGUUGCUGGAGGCUAUGAGGAUGAGCUGAGGAACAUCAUGCUAGCACAGAUCAUGCCUCUCAUCAAGGAGUUUGAGACGACCAAUCACUAUGACUUUGUCUAUGAGGACAGGUUACAGAAGGCUGCAGACAGUUUUAUCACAGAGGCCUCCAGGCUGCCUAGAGCUUUUCAAUGUGUUCCCCCAUGUGGUUUCCAGGAAUCUGCCGCUACUUACGAUUGUGUCACCUGUUUGUAUAAAAUCUGUGGAUUUUCUCUGGACUGCCCAGGGUUAAAUAUCACAGGCGUUGAACACAACGGGACGGAGAUCCUCUGUGAUGUUCCCUUCCCCUUACCAGCUGACAUAGAGGUUGUCUGGCGGUUUGCUGAUGAGGUCAAAACAGAAUUGGUGGAUCACUUCAAGGAGCUGACCAUUGGGGUGGAUCUUCUAUAUACCAUCCCUUCUCUCCGCCUUGACCACGAGGGCACCUACCAGUGUGAGAUCUUUUCUAAUCACCAUUCCGUUAUCAGGAACUACUACCACCUUACAGUGAUCCCUCAGCCCCCCACAGGUUGUGUCGAGCUGCAUCACGUAUUUGGGAACGUUCUACUUCUGGAAGAGGAACACUGGCCUGUGACCCAGCCCCACGACGGGCUGGUGAGCCCAGCGCGCCUGCCAUUCGCCCCUGUCCUCACUGCAUGCCUGGCUGUGAUGCAUCUCCUGGCCUUCCUGUGUCUGUGGUAUCUUUACUGGUUGCUGGCUAUGAGAAGAACAACCAAUUCAAGCAAUCAAGAACCUGAUGGCCCACCAAUAGAAAUAUUUUUGGUCAAGUAAUUGCCUGUAAAUAUUGCAAUAAAUUACGUUUUUGAAAA